GUCCACCAUACAAACAAAGACUUGCUGUGACUUGACCUUUCUCCGUGGUUCUUUUUUGCAGUAUCCUCUGAGUGCACCUUUGUUUCCAUUUCUUCGAUGGAAGAAUGGUGCAGAUGAUGUACUACUCUCCAACUGGAAUAUUUGCCUCCCAUGGCAACAAGAAAAGUGAUGUUUCAACCUCACUUUCCAACGAAUUGACAAAAACUGAGGCAGCUGAAUCACUCGAGUGGUGCAUCAAUCGAUUGGAUACUCAACAAGCAUCGGUGAAGAGAAGGAUCAACAGCAUAUGCGAAGAGGCACACGAGCUUUGGAAAGAUGCAAAUGAAGCAACCGCCACAUAUGGAAACAAUGUUCAGACACUAAUGCUGUUCCAUGGCCUUGCCUCCAUCAGUCCAUCUUUCUCCAAUUGUUCUAUCCCUAUGUGGCGGCAAAAGUCUCUGUUUUGGUGGCACUUUCAUUCUUCUCUGGAAACGUGGUUGCCUUCACAGUGACUUCAAGAAAAUCCGAGAGGAUUUCUCAGUGUACUAAGACUCUCCAUUGGAAGGAGAUAGAGUUGCAGAAUGAAGUCACUUCUCUUCGAGCUAAGAUCGAGAUGAUCACUUUUUUGCACGAACUCAAAACCUCGAACUCUAGUGGGACUUACGGACAAGUUUAUAGGUUGAAUUCGCUGAGCGGGCACGUUGCUGACUUCCAGAAAACCAUUUCUCAGGCUCUUGAGAUGUCUUGCUCAAUCAGCAGCAAUCAGAUGAAGUCAGUUUCCCA
Diospyros lotus (date-plum) is the source of this 762-nucleotide messenger RNA. RefSeq lists its product as uncharacterized. The coding region runs from base 105 to 491 and encodes 128 amino acids. The transcript is spliced from 3 exons. The record is from RefSeq and is a predicted model, not a curated record. NCBI's taxonomy places the organism in Eukaryota, Viridiplantae, Streptophyta, Magnoliopsida, Ericales, Ebenaceae.